AUGCUUGUUGGAAAUGAAUCCUCGCUGCUUAAGUGCAUCCCGUGUGGAAAGACUCAUGAGGGUACUUGCUGGCAAGGACAAAAAGUUUGUUUCACAUGUGGCAAGCCAGGUCACCUUAUCAAGAGGCGCGUUUCCAACACGGAGCGAGCUGCAGGUAUACAAAAUGUCUCAGUAUGUCGCAUAGAAAGGAUAGCUGAAUCGACAUCUAAGAACUUCGAGAAGAUUCGUGUGGACCACGAGGCAAAGAAAGUCAAAGAAUCUGAGGCCAAGGGAAACAGUGGUUCCACUUCCUGGAGGGACAGGAAGUUUGGAGGCAAAGGUAAAGGGGAGCAGCUACAGGUCAAACAACUGUGCAACAAAUUUAAGAGGUCUACUACUCUGGCAGACAACUUUGCUAGACCUUUGAUUUUCCCGAAGUGUAUAGGUUGCGGAAAGGAACAUUUGGGACGAUGUACUACUGGAGAGUUGCUAUGUUACAAAUGUGGGAAGAGUGGCCAUAUAGCCAAAGAUUGUUAUACUUUGGUUGCUAGGGCUGCAACAGUUCAGACGGCCUCUCUUCAGAUGUUUCCUGCACCACCAGAGACUAACUGA
This is a messenger RNA of Gastrolobium bilobum, 591 nucleotides long. RefSeq lists its product as uncharacterized. The transcript has a single exon. Gene Ontology annotation, molecular function: zinc ion binding; nucleic acid binding. NCBI's taxonomy places the organism in Eukaryota, Viridiplantae, Streptophyta, Magnoliopsida, Fabales, Fabaceae. Bases 1 to 591 code for a protein of 196 amino acids. The record is from RefSeq and is a predicted model, not a curated record.